Molecule: messenger RNA, 528 nt
Organism: Dermacentor albipictus
Lineage: Eukaryota; Metazoa; Arthropoda; Arachnida; Ixodida; Ixodidae
Source: RefSeq, a predicted model, not a curated record
AUGGCACAGGUACUCGAGUGGGCAUUGUUCGGCACGCUCGUCGCGGCCAACCUCGCACUCGGCUUGUACUUCUCCCUGCGGAAUGCUCCUUCUCGAGCCAACACCGGUGCGACGAAGGUGGAAGUGUUCCUCGGAAGCCGUGCACUGCGGUACCUACCGCUGGCUGCUUCGUCGGUCGCCUCUCUCUUCUCGUCGACGGGACUCAUCGCCUUUCCGGCCCACUUCUACGCGUACGGCUGGCACGUGCUGUGGCUGAGCUUCACGCCCCUCCUGCUGUUUCCGGUAGCAACGCGCCUUUUCGUGCCCCUGCUCUACAAGCUUGGUGUCACGUCCAUAUUUGAGUACCUGCGCCUUCGUUUCAACGCCGGCAUUUCUUUGACAGCAUGUGCGAUCUACAUUAUUCUCACGCAAAGCAUAGGGGCCAUCUCUAUUUUUGCUGCAUCACUGACUCUUGUGACAGAGAGUGAAAAUCUUUUUCAAAUCACGUGCUUUUCGGCCAAACGGGCUAUGCUCAUCAAUGGAAACUGA